AACAAAACUAACCAAACUCAAAUCUCCAAACCUUUUACAUCAUUCUCAGCUCCCUGUGCCUCUCCAGCUCGGAAAACCAAGAUGAAGAUCACAGUAAUGACCGCCGACGAGCAGUUCAUCUCCUUAGACGUCGAUCCUCACGAGACUGUUGAAAACGUGAAAGCUCUCCUGGAAGUGGAGACCGGGGUGCUGCUUCAGAAUCAGCAGCUUCUGUAUAAUGGGAUGGAAGUUAGAAAUUCUGAGAAACUUAGUGCGAUCGGUGUGAAAGAUGAUGACAUGAUCAUGAUGGUAUCCAAUGCCGUGUCUCGUGCUUCCAGCAAUGCACUGAGCUUAAAUCCAGAUGGGUCUGCUGUAAAUCCAGGGGCUUUCCAGCUGCAGAUUAGGAAUGAUUCUAAUGCAAUGUCACAGUUGUUUCAGAGUAAUCCUGAAUUAGCACAAGUUAUUCUUGGAGAUGAUCUGAACAGACUGCAGGAAGUUUUACGUCAGCUUCACCGCCAAAAUUCUGAACAGCGACGACAACUUGAGGAGGAGAAUGCUCUUCUUUUUGCAGACCCUUUUGAUGUUGAAGCCCAGAAGAAGAUUGAAGCUGCUAUUCGCCAGAAAGGAAUUGAUGAGAAUUGGGCUGCUGCUUUAGAACAUAACCCCGAAGCUUUUGGGAGGGUGGUUAUGCUGUAUGUUGACAUGGAAGUUAAUGGUGUCCCCUUGAAGGCAUUUGUUGACAGUGGAGCACAGUCAACGAUUAUAUCAAAAUCCUGUGCUGAGCGUUGCGGAUUGUUGAGGCUUUUAGAUCAACGUUACAAGGGUAUUGCUCAUGGAGUUGGUCAAUCAGAGAUAUUGGGUCGAAUACACGUAGCUCCUAUUAAGAUUGGGAAUAAUUUUUACCCCUGCUCCUUCCUGGUACUGGAUGCUUCAAAUAUAGAGUUCCUCUUUGGGUUGGAUAUGCUCCGAAAGCAUCAGUGCAGUAUAGACUUGAAGGAUAAUGUGUUGAGAGUUGGUGGGGGAGAAGUCUCUGUGCCAUUUUUACAAGAAAAAGACUUGCCAUCUCGAUUUCUGGAUGAAGAAAGGAUGUCCAAGGAAGCAUCCAGCUCAGGAGCUCCUGUGAUAUCUGGAACAACAGAUAAGAGCAAAGAUGUAUCAACUGGAGGGCAAUCAUCUGGGACUGCUCAUCCUAACACAAGUCAGAGACCUGAUUUUGAAGCCAAAAUUGCAAAGCUUGUUGAGCUAGGGUUUGGGAGAGAUGCAGUGAUACAAGCUCUUCAACUUUUUAAUGGCAAUGAAGAACAAGCCGCAUCGUUUCUCUUCAGUGGCUGAGUUAAUUUAUAAAACUCAUAUAUCAGUGGAUUGAUGCAAGAUCAUACUUUGGGUAUUUGAGUUUACCCAUUCAUUUAAUUGGUUGAUACCCAUAAAGGUGAUAAAGCAGUGUUGCAGUUUACAACGAGGAUUAAUCAGUACAAUUUUCAUGGGUAAAAUUUGCAGUUCCAUUCAUUUAGUUGGUUGAUACCCAUACAUCGAGAAUUUAACAGUACAAUUUACAUGAGUAAACCAUUUGCAGUUCCAAGACUACUGCUUUUCAAGUGAUUUUUUCCAGUUUCUGUUUUCAUGUUGCUAAAUUUAGUUUCCAGAAUGAAUUUCUUACAAAUGUGUUUUAAAAUCAAGUUGGU
This is a messenger RNA of Fragaria vesca subsp. vesca, 1661 nucleotides long. RefSeq names its product DNA damage-inducible protein 1-like. Bases 82 to 1311 code for a protein of 409 amino acids. Gene Ontology annotation, molecular function: protein binding; aspartic-type endopeptidase activity. Gene Ontology annotation, biological process: proteolysis. The transcript is spliced from 16 exons. Lineage: Eukaryota; Viridiplantae; Streptophyta; Magnoliopsida; Rosales; Rosaceae. The record is from RefSeq and is a predicted model, not a curated record.